GAUGUUCCCUCGUAUCACCUUCGUCUAUCUCUCUCGUCUAUUACUAUCACUUUCGAGUCUUCGUCCUGUUCCAAGUCAGCGGCGGCGGCCAGCGAGCAGCGAGUUGAGCUGCGGCAGCAGCUUCGAAUCAAGCGAGCGGCGGCGCGAUUCGCAACCACCGGUGACCGCAACUCUACUCCUUGCGCUCGCCCAGGGACACAGAUCCAUGGAGGUCGUGAUGGGGGCACUGUCGAGGCUCAUCCUCAAGCUUGGCGAUCUGCUCGUCGGCGAGUACAAGCUGCAAAAGGGGGUGAAGGGGGAGAUCAUGUUCCUCCAACCUGAGCUCGAGAGCAUGCAGGGCGCCCUCGAGGAUAUCUCGGGAGUUCCCUCGGACCAGCUUGACAGUCAGGACAAGAUCUGGGCCAGCGAUGUGCGAGAGCUGUCCUACGACAUGGAGGACAGUAUCGACAUGUUCAUGGUGCGCUGCAACGGCGGCGAGCCGGCCGCCGGGCCGCAUGGCAUGAGGGUGUUCAUGGAGAGGAGCCUCGAUUUGCUGACAAGGUUCAAGAUUCGCCGUCAGAUUGCUACUGACAUCAGAGACAUCAAGAGGCGUGUCAUAGAGGUGCGCGAGCGGCGUGAGAGGUACAAGAUCGACGGUGUUGUAGCUAAGCAUGCUGUUGUUGAUCCUCGUUUAUUGGCUCAUUACACGAAGGUGGCAGAGCUCGUUGGCAUCGACGACACAAGAGAUGAGCUAAUCAAGAUUUUGAUCGAAGGGAACCAAGUGUCCAAGCAGCAAGGCAAGAUAAUUUCCAUAGUUGGAUUUGGGGGGCUGGGAAAGACAACUCUUGCUAAUGCAGUGUAUGAAAAGCUUAGAGGACAAUUCGAUUGCUGGGCUUUUGUUUCAGUGUCUCAAACUCCUGACAUGAGAAAAUUAUUCAAGGGCAUGCUCUAUGAACUUGGCAAGAGCAUCAAUGAAGAAACAUUGGAUGAGAGGCAGCUCAUCGAUGAAAUUAGAAAAUUCCUUCAGACGAAGAGGUACUGCAUUGUUAUUGAUGACAUAUGGGAUAUCUCAGUUUGGAAAAUGAUUAGAUGUGCUUUGCCUGAUGAUAUCGGUGGAUUCAUAAUUAUCACAACUACCCGUAUUUUAAAGGUAGCUGAACAAGUUGGUGGUGCUUACAAGCUGAAACCCCUUUGUCUUGACAACUCCAGAAAAUUAUUGUACAGAAGAAUAUUUGUCAAUGAAGAAAAAUACAAAUGUCUCGAUGAGCACCUGACAGAAGUAUCUGAUAAAAUAUUAAAGAAAUGUGCCGGUGUACCAUUAGCUAUCAUUACGAUAGCUAGUUUGUUGGCUAUUAAAGGAGGAAAUAAAAUGGAGUGGUAUGAGGUGUACAACUCUAUUGGUACUGGACUGGAGAAUGGUCUAGAUGUAGAGAAUAUGAGAAAGAUUUUGUCAUAUAGCUAUUAUGAUCUGCCACCCCAUCUACGGACUUGUUUACUAUAUUUAAGUGUGUUUCCAGAAGAUUAUGAAAUUAAAAAAGAUCGUUUGAUAUGGAUGUGGAUAGCUGAAGGUUUUGUACAAUGUGAAAAACAAGGGAAGAGCCUAUUUGAACUUGGAGAGAGUUACUUCAACGAGCUCAUAAACAGAAGCAUGAUCCAGCCUCUGUAUGACAUGCAUGAUUCUAUGAUAGAAUCUUGCCGUGUACAUGAUAUGGUUCUUGAUCUUAUCCGUUCCUUGUCAAGCGAAGAAAAUUUUGCUACCAUAUUGAACAAUGUGCACAAGACAUCUCUGUCAAAAAAGGCUCGGAGGUUAUCCGUUCAGAACAACAUGGUAGAUAAUGCUACGCCUUGGGCUAGUAUGAGCACACAGCAAGUGAGGUCAGUUGUUGCCUUUUCAUCUGCUUUUAAUCAAAUGCCGGCCCUUGCGAGCUUCAGAGUUUUGCGUGUACUGGAUUUGAAGAGUUAUGAUCUUCCACGAGGUUGCGAUCUUAAGUAUCUUGGAAAUUUAUUUCACUUGAGGUACUUGGGACUAGGAAGGACACGUAGUGCUCAGCUCCCUGAAGAAAUAGGAAACCUGCGAUUUCUACAAAUAUUGGACGUAGUGGGCAGUAAUAUUUCUAGCUUGCCAUCGACUGUUGUUCAGCUACGAGAUUUGAUGUGCCUGCGCAUUGAUGAGAAUACAAGGGUGCCAAACGGGAUUGGGAGCCUAACGUCCCUCGAAGAGCUCUCAACGUUAUACAUCUGCGAUUCCACGGACAUUACAGAAGAGCUAUGCCAUGCAACGGAGCUGAGGGUGCUGGAUAUUUUCUGCCGAACUGAAUGGAGUGAUAUCUUGGAGAAAUCUCUGGUGGCGUGCCUAUGCAAGCUGCCAAGAAUCCUGAGUCUCUCUAUCCGGGUCCAAUCUGGUGCAUGGAACUUUGAUGCUUUGGUCGCCCAUCGACAUCUCCGUAGAUUGGAACUACAUGACUGCUGGUUCUCUAGGCUGCCGGAUUGGAUGAGUCCCUUGCUUCUGGACCUCUCCUUCCUAUGGAUCUCCGUGAGGGAGCUGCAGCAGGAGGACCUCGACAUCCUCGGGAGGUUGCCAGCUCUCCGCUAUCUAUAUCUGAAGGUGGACCAUGAGAGUCUCAAAAUCCCCAGGAGAUUCGUCGUUGCUGCUUGUUCGUUCCCAUGCCUGGCAGGAUGCAGGUUGUUGGGAUUUGUAGGAGCCGUGGUGUUCCAGCAAGGAGCUAUGACGAGGCUCACAGGCCUUGCCUUCACGUUCCAUGCACGCGAGGUGAGAGAAAUCGCCAACAGCGACGGUAGUUUCGACUUGGGCCUGGGGAACCUGCUGUCGCUCCAGGAUGUCGCCGUUUACUUCCGAUCUGGAGGUGCCAACGAGAGGGAAGUGGAGGAAGCGAAGGCUGCACUGAGCCAUGCGAUUGAGAUUCAUCCCAAUCAUCCCAACGUUGACAUAUGGGGCUGAAGAAUCAGAUUGAUGAUGGACUGGACAACAGAUUUCUAGCCUAGCGCUGAUGGAUCAGGAUCCGCUGACUUCACUUCUUUUGAAGUCAUGGCGUGACUUCACUCUAAGAGUCGUCCAAUCUAUAAUCGACGCCUAAGAUUGAAUCUCAGCUUCACUGGAAUUCAAUGUUUUCUAGUUAGUUAUGCAACAUUUUCCGGUUUCGGAACUAGUUCAAUGUUUUCCAGUUAGUUAUGCAACAUUUUCCGAUUAGUUAUACAACAUUUUUCGGUUUGGAGUAAAGUCACGGUGACUUUAAAUGGGUGAAGUUAGAGUAUACUGAUCCAGCCGAUCGCCAUGUUUGCAAAGAUUAAAAUGCUCGCUGAUUGUGUUCAUGUUUUAUUUACUCAUUUCACCAAGGACAUGUUGCAUGUCAGGAAAUAUGGUGCAGAUAGAAAGACAGCUUUUUUAUCGUUAUUGUACGGAAUGAUAUGUUUGCGAGUUUAGAAUCUGAUACAAGAAAUGAAAUCUCACUUGUAACUCCACCAAUUGGUAACUCCUCUUCAGGUAGUGGCUAUGAUUAUGUAAUUUUUGUAGCAAGUGUACCUAAUCGUGUAUUAGAUUUUGGGGAUUACAAGUGUGACAACACAUGAAUACCCUCUAUUUUUGGUGAUUAUCAAAUAGAAAACUUUUUGUUCAGAAUCGCUGUUAUCAGCUCCUGCAACUAGUUAGUUAAAAUUGCAACCGGAGUUUGUUAAAUCUGUGAUAGUAGUGAAGAUUACAACCUCGAACUGGAAUUUUUUUAAAUCUGUGAUUAUCAUAAGAUCACAACGAGACUUGCUAGGAAUCUAAGGUUUGCAUUUCUAGCUAAAAUGCAAAUAAUAUGGAAAGAACAAAAUCAGCUGUUCUCCAUGUAGUUUUAAGAUUCUGGUAAUACCAAUACUGAAAGUAUGCCGCCUCUGAACAUAUAUCAGGCUUUCCCUGUCUGCUACGCCCAGCUUUUCUCUGUAUUAAAUCACUCAAGAACUUGGCUAAUUUCAUUGCCAAGGUAUUUGAACAAAACUACAAAUAUGAUUAAUAGUUCCCUUGCACAUGCUCUUGUAUAAACCACUGGAGUUACACAACCCCAUGGUUACUGUUGGAAGGGAUUGAUGUUUUUCCUUUUAAAUAGCCGCGUGAACUUCUGUUCUGUGUAGGUUGAAGUAAAUGCAUAUAAUCAGUUGCUGUGAAAACAAAGUUGCUGUGAAAACAAAGGCAAUCACCAUGUCAUGCUGAAUCCUUAUUCCUUAAAAUGCUUGACUUGUAGACUAUAUUUGCAUGCUUAAGGAGUAUUAUGAUCCUUAUGCUUACCUUGGUGUCUUCCUUGUUAGGUUUAGUCCCACAUCGGAUAUUAAUGAUGGGCGAAAAUAAUUUAAAAGGUGGAGGGUCUCUCACCCAUUAGUCUGGUCUUUUAGAUGGAGGGUGGCCCAAGACUUUGGUCGUGGCUCUGGUUGGGCCUAUGCAUAUAGUAGGCUCAAUGUAACUUGGGCGGAUGGGCGUUGGCUUGUGAGUAUGACGAGCUGGGUUGAACCGUUGCGUGCUAUGAUAAAUGGUAUGGGAGCUUUAGAUCUUAAACCCAGAACGUGUCCUAGGGCUCAUGGUUACGGGCAAUGUCACCCGGUGUGUGAUGAGAGAGAUUAUUGGGUUUAGUCCCGCAUCGCAUCCUGAUGAUGAGCAUGAUUUUAAAGGUGGAGGGUUCCUCACCUAUCAAUCUAGUCUUUUGGGUUGGGGUGGCCCCAGAUUUUGAUCAUGGCUCCGGUUGGGUCUGUGUGUAUAGCAGGCGUAAUGUGACUUGGGAAAGGCGGAGGGAUCCUCACUCAUCAGUCUAGUCUUUUGGGUUAGGGUGGCUCCGAACUUUGAUUGUGGCUCCGGUUGGGCUUGUGCGUAUAGCAGAUGUAAUGUGACUUGGGAAAGGCGGAGGGUUUCUCACUCAUCAGUCUAGUCUUUAGGGUGGCUCCGGAUUUUAAUUGUGACUCCGGUUGGACCUAUGCGUAUAGCAGGUGUAAUGUGACCUGGGAAAGGUGGAGGAUUCCUCACUUAUCAAUCUAGUCUUUUGGGUUGGGUGGCUCUAAUUGGACUUGUGCGCGUAGCAGGCGUAUAGUAGGCUUAACGUGACUUGGGUGGAGGGGCGCCAGCUCAUGGGUAUAGCAAGCUAGGCCAGACCACUGCUCUAACAUUCCUGCUAGCCUGUUAAAGCUAACCUUUUGUCAAUACUAAUGCACUGCAGGGAUCUUGCCGUUGGGUUAUGAUACCACAAUGUGUUGGCCUGGCGAACCUGCAACUUUGAGGUCUGCAAAGAACCAGACAGAAGGGUAUUCCUUCAGCAAGCUUUGAUGCGACGAUGCCGCCCACCAUGCUCACCAAGAUCAGGAGGAAUAACAGAUUUGGGCCUUGACAGGAGCCAAGGACUUCGUGAACCUCAUUGCAAUAACAUAACUGAACAUCGGUGUGCACUGUUAUGGCAAUGUCUUUGGAUAGAGGUGCACAAGAUAUGUAAAUGUUUGUAGGGUGUGUUCCUGCAUUGCAUUUGCUGAACCAUACAACCUAGCCUGCAGCGAUUUUAUUACCUCACAGUCUCAGAAAAUAAGAAUCCCUUGUUUAAUUCCUACAUUGCAUUUGCUGUACCAUACAACCUAACCUGAAUGGCUUGUAAUAGGACGAUCGGUCUGCUAGUGGUUUUGGCUGACAGUUUCUGAUGGUA
Molecule: messenger RNA, 5654 nt
Organism: Phragmites australis (common reed)
Lineage: Eukaryota; Viridiplantae; Streptophyta; Magnoliopsida; Poales; Poaceae
Product: disease resistance protein RGA5-like
Exons: 4
Coding region: 2-2938 (978 amino acids)
Biological process (GO): defense response to other organism
Molecular function (GO): ADP binding
Source: RefSeq, a predicted model, not a curated record